AUGGAAGGCAUUUUAAAGACAAUACGUUGUCUCAUUCCCCCAUUGAGUCAGGCUUUACAUAAAGGUCAAAUGGGCCGUAUAGGAGUAGUUGGGGGAUCCAAGGAAUAUUCUGGGGCACCCUAUUUUGCUGGAAUAACAGCGUUAUCUUGCGGAGCUGAUUUAGUCCAUGUUAUUUGUGCUUCUUCAGCAGCUCAAGCCAUUAAAUGCUACAGUCCCGAAUUGAUGGUCCAUCCUUCACUGGACACUGACAUAGAUGAGUCAACAUUCUGGAUUAAUAAAGUCCAUUCCAUUGUAAUUGGUCCUGGGUUGGGUAAAUCUGCUAAUGAAAUUGCCGUAAAAAUUAUGAAUUUGGCACGUUCCAAUAAUAGUCCUUUGGUGGUUGAUGCCGAUGGACUUUACGCCGUUAGUCAAAAUCUUGAGACUGUUCGUAAUUACAAACAUGUUAUUCUCACCCCAAAUGUGAAUGAAUUUAAUCUGCUAUACAAGACUGUUUUCCAAACUGAACCGUCUGAUGAUCCACAAGAAACUGUAAAGUUAGCACGCCAACUUGAAGGUGUUACUAUUGUUCGCAAAGGACCGAGUGAUAUCAUUUCAGACGGGGACCAGCUUAUUGUUUAUAAUUUUGGGGGUUCCCCGAGGAGAUGUGGUGGUCAAGGCGAUCUUCUCUCUGGAGCAGCGGCUGUUUUCAGCUUCUGGUUCGCCAAAGCAAAAAUCGAUGGCCCAUAUUCGUCCACAAUGCUAGCUGCGACUGCUGCCUGUAUGCUGACACGCCUGUGUGCAAAGCGGGCUUUUGAAAAAUAUGGCCGCUGCACCAUGACAAAUAAGAUGAUUGAAGAAAUCGGCCCGGCGUUUGAAGAAUUAUUUAUAGCCUAA
Messenger RNA from Rodentolepis nana, 873 nucleotides. The record is from the annotation of a GenBank genome assembly. NCBI's taxonomy places the organism in Eukaryota, Metazoa, Platyhelminthes, Cestoda, Cyclophyllidea, Hymenolepididae.